Magnusiomyces paraingens is the source of this 1590-nucleotide messenger RNA. RefSeq lists its product as uncharacterized. Gene Ontology annotation, molecular function: transcription corepressor activity. The coding region runs from base 1 to 1590 and encodes 529 amino acids. The transcript is spliced from 2 exons. Gene Ontology annotation, biological process: regulation of DNA-templated transcription. NCBI's taxonomy places the organism in Eukaryota, Fungi, Ascomycota, Dipodascomycetes, Dipodascales, Dipodascaceae. The record is from RefSeq and is a predicted model, not a curated record.
AUGAGUUUGUUGAAAUCUUUUAAUGAAUAUCCGCCGUUGGUAUUUACUAACGCCUCGCCUUAUUUUCGGGAAAUUGAACAAGAGUUUGGUGACGAAAAGCAAAUAUACUAUUCUUUUCUCCGGCUCAUUGAUCAUUACAACACUGGGAAACUGACAUCUGGCCAAGUUUUUGUGGGUAUCAAUGUCUUGUUUAAGGGUCACGACAAAUUAAUUCUAGGGUUCAACGCACUUUUCCCUCCUGGGUAUUAUGUAGGUGCAGUUAGACCCCAAUCUGCUAAGCAAACCACUUUAAAACCCAUUCCUAUGGCUUGUUCCAUGAGGACGGUGAAAACAAUUUUAGAUUUGCCCAUAUCUCCCCCAGUAUCACCAGCUAAGCAUCAGGUAGCGAGAAGGUUCACUAAAAGUGUAGAGAAGAAAUUGGGUGGUGAUGAUAAUGAAAAAGAAGGUGGUGACAAUAAAGGGAGAGAAAGAAGUGAAGGUAAAGCGAAAGAAGGUGGUGAUGACAAUGAGGAAGAGGAAGAGCUGGUACCGACAUUGGUGAUUAAAUGCACGCCAGACAGAAAAGGAAAAAGAAAUGCAAGUAACUUUGGCGAAGAGAAGUCGAUAUUUUCAAAGCGAAGAAGAUUGGAUUCUUUUCAAAAUAUAAAUCCCAGACAGAAAAAAGAGCCCAUCAAACUACUUGAGACCACUGUGACGGCACAUCCAAAUAAGCCUUUUGUUUGUACGUCUUUGUCUAGCCCUCCUAAUUACAACAACACAAGUCAAACAAGAGAAGGACCAUCAACAACUAGUAGAUUGGAAGCAAAAUCCAAGGAUAUUACAAACCCAUCUAAGAAAAAUCAAUUGAGACUUUUUGAUCUUAAAGAAGAGCCGUUUCAGCAGAAUAUUUUGGGCUCCUCUGAUUCAUCGACUUUUGGGAAGCAUUCCGCGGUUAUUUUUUUUAUUGUUGAGUAUAUUCGGCGAGUCAAGUACCAUUAUAACAAGGAUCCAGAGGUGUAUGCACAAUUUUUAGAUUUGUUGCACGAUUACCGGAAUGGAAAGGUGCCUGCGAAUGAAGCAUUUGAGCGAGUCAAGGUGUUGUUUAAGCGGACUCCGUCGUUGAUUAAGAGUUUCCAGCGGCUGUUACCCGAUCAUAUUGCACAAAGAACCAAGGAUGAUAAGGAAAAGCGAGAAAAGGCAGAAGCUAAAAAGAGAGAGAAAGAAAAGGAAAAGCAGCAGUCAAUAGAAAAUAAGCCUGAAAAUAAGUUGCCGGCCCAUGAAAGGAGGUCGAGUACACUUCGGUUCAAGUUAAUUACUAAGUUUGGUAAAGGAGCAGGGACGGUUGAUGAUAGAAGGACGUUGAGCAAGAGAAAUGGUGGUGAUGGUGGUGGUAAGAAAAAGGUAGAUCAAGAGGUAUCAUUUGGGUCUUUGGAAGUACCGGUUUUUGCACCUAUAGUGAAUGGAGGCAGUGCCUGCAACCCAAGUGAGAAAGGGGAUUGCGGGGAGAGUAGUAGGUCUGAGAAUCAGAAUGAUGUGAUGAAGAAGUUAAAGGAGAUUAGUACAUCAAAGGAUAUUCGACAGAACUUGAAAAUUGCCAAUAUUCUUAACUGA